AUGAUUGUCAUCAAAGCCACUCUGCGCGAAGAGACGCGCCGUCUCAGUUUCGACUCGCACGGCUUCCCUCCGUAUGAUGAGGUACAGCAAAAGCUCCGUGCAAUCUUCAGCCUUCCCUCUUCUGCCCACCCAUUCUGGGUCAACGUACUCUUCUUCCCGGACGACGCACAGCCCGCCCGCAUCAAAUUCAAGCAGCACGUCUGUGACCAGGCCGAGUACGAGUUAGCUCAAGAACCCUUCCUCCGUUACCGCGGUUUCCCCGCUCCUGCACUCGUCUUCACUGUCCUCUUGUCGUCGGACGUCAGGAUGAACCCCAUCCACGACUUCCACCGCGCCAUCACGCUGCAGGUGGAGACCCGCGAGCUCGAGAACGAGAUCCGUACUCUCGAGGACGACCUCACCCGCCGCCACCAGAUCCUCAUCUCCCUUGAGGACAAGCUUGACAAGGCUCGCUACGACAACGACACCACCACGGCCAACUACUGGGCUGACAAGGUGGAACAGAAGCGCAACGGCCUCCCAGAGCUCGAGGAGAAGCUCCGCGGUGCGCGCUGCCGUUACCGCGCCAACGCCGAGGAGUUGGGGCGCAUCCGGCCCACUUCGGCCGGCCUCCCGUUCCGCGAGUGGUCGGACGCGCAGGAGGUCGACGACGUUAGCCGCAUGGCCGAGACCGAGUCCGAACUCGUCGCUUGGCAGUUCGGUGACGCCUCCGGCAACGGUUUCAUGGCACCGCCGGUCUUCCCUCCCCUUGACGAGGUCCUCGGUGGUGCGCCCCACUCGCGCAACCCCUGGCACGCCCCUUCGCACUGGGCCAACAGCAACACUUCUGCGUGGGCGCAGUCGGCCCCACCCCCGAGCUUCCCCCAGCCGGCGCCUCCGCCCAACGCCACUGGCACUGGUCCGCGCUCGUUCCGUGACCUCUUCAACACCCCCGAGCUCACUGGUGCGCCCGCUAGUGAGAUGGGCUUGCUGCUCGACCGCUUCCUCAACCACUUCCAGGGCCAACUGGCCGACACCCUCGACGGCUUCGCCCAGCGCAUUGCGCCUCACCCGUCCGAGGAACUUCCCAUUCGCCCAUCUGGCAGCAUGCCAGAUGUCCACAUUCCGGGCGCAUAUACUCAACCGGAGGCUGCGCAGUCGCUGGACUCACAGGUCCAGACUGCGGAGAAGGAAAACACCAAGCCAUCGAGCAGUCUUGGCAAGGGUGGCUACCGUCACAAGCACAUCACCUGCGACGGUUGCCUCGCCGGCAUCCGUGGCACUCGCUACAAGUGUGAGCAGUGCAGCGACUACGACCUGUGUGGCUCGUGCUUGCCUUUCCUGUACACCGACGCCCUCCACCCCAGUUCGCACACGUUCAAGGCCAUGGUCCACCCGGGCCUCGAGGAGCGAAUCAAAUUUGGCGGCAGUACGUCGUCCCGUGCCCCUCACCAGAGUAGUCGUCACCCCGCUACGUGCGACAUCUGCAACGAGGUGAUCGUGGGCGUGCGCUUCAAGUGCCUCAACUGUCCUGACUGGGACUGCUGCUCGGCGUGCUCCAAGCUGAUCCCCAACGUCCACCCGGAUCACAGCUUUGUCAAGCUCCACAAGUCUACCGACUUCGUUAUGAACGCAGCCUGGGAUGCCAAGAACGACGUCCACCACCCUCACGUUAUCUGCGAUGGCUGCAACCUGACCAUCCGCGGCCCGCGUUUCAAGUGUAUGCACCCCGACUGUCCCGAUUAUGAUCUCUGCGUCAAGUGCGAGGUGGCACCUGUGCCCGUUCACCCAGAGAGCCACCCUAUGCUCAAGACCAAGAUGCCGCUCCGCAUCAACUCCAAGUCGUCGUUCGACCCCAUCAAGAACGUCUACGAGGAUCACUGCCGCUACCGCGUCACGCGCGACUGUAAACAGUCAUGCACGGCCCGUGCGCCAGCCCAACCGGAGGUUCAGCCUCAGCCAGCUGUUCCUGUCGCCGAGUCCAAGCCCAAACUCGCCACUCCGCCCACGGCGUCCGGCUUCGGCGGCCCGUACACGCUUAAGCCGAUGCCAACCAAGUCGUUUACCCGCGGCGGAGACUACGCCAAGGCCGUCGAAGCCAUUCUCAAGUCGAUGUCGGCUGUGAGCAUUAGUGACAUCGCUGCUAGUGCAAAGGACGACGCGGCGUCGAGCCCGGACAGCGCGACGACCCCUGAGCAGGUUGACACCUCCUCCAUUCCCACCAAGUCGUCGCCGCGAACCGUUCCCUCCGGCUUCGAAGUUCCUCCCACGCGACCCGAUAUCUUUUACAUGGCGCCUGCGCUAGCUGCCUCCCAGGAGGAGCCUCUCGUCGACCUUGACUCGCCGAUCACAACCUCGGCUGUUGCGCCUGCCACGUUCCCAGGAUGUUCACUCCCACGCCUGCGUCGCGAGUUUGACCUGAAAGCUGAGGUCAAGAAGACAACCGAGACUGAGAAGGCCAAGGUGGACGCCAAGGAGGAGCGCGAGAAGAACAACGAGGUGAAGAAGCCCAAGAAGAUCAUCAUCCACACCAAGGAGGGCCCGACUGUUGUGACCAAGGACGACGAGGCGCCCAGGACUGAGAAGGAGAAGACCACUGAGAAGGGGGAUGUCAAGGAGGGCAUCCGCGACCCUAUCGCUGUGAUCAUCGAGUCUGUCGCUGCUAACCCGGUCUCCCCCGAAGACCCUAUCUUCAUCGAUCCUGCUCUUCAGCGUCCGGUGACCCCCGAGAUCGAGGCUGAGCCUGCCGACCCCCUUGACAUCCUCACCUGGGUCCGCCACUCCACUAUCCUUCCUGGCACCACUCUUCCGGCUGGUACCGAGUUCACCAAGACGUGGCAGCUGUACAAUUACGCCGAUGGUUCCGAGUUUGACUUCAAGAACCUCCGCCUAGUUCACAAGUCGGAGGGCCUCCUCGGCGAUGCCUGCAAGGUGCACGUCGUUCUCCACCCCGGGGACAUUGUAAAGAACGCGAACAUGAACGUCACGAUUGAGGGCCUCAAGGUUCCUCACAUGCCAGGUCGCCAGAUCCUCGAGCACUGGCGCUUCGAGGAUGAUGAGGGCAACGCGUACGGCCAGCCUCUCCGCAUCAGACUCAACGUCGAGGAGCGCCAGUCGUCAGGCGAGAGCACCGCCUCGUCGUCUUUCGUCGUUCCUCGCGCUCCGCUUGAAGCGGCUGGCGACUCGUUCUACCUCCCGACGCCUACCGAGGGUCGCCCUGUCCCGACGUCUGACGAGCUCAGCGAGCGUCUUGGCUCAGUCGCGCCGUCUACUGCUGGUCAUGACGACGACGCCUCGUCGACUUUCUCGUUCUCGGACGUUGAGCAUGUCACGCACGGCAGCACUGCACGCACCGCGUCUACCGACGACUUCACUGCUGACGACUACGAGUUUGUCGACGAGACCGACGAAGAGACUGAGGAUGGCUUCUAG
This is a messenger RNA of Cutaneotrichosporon cavernicola, 3411 nucleotides long. RefSeq lists its product as uncharacterized. The coding region runs from base 1 to 3411 and encodes 1136 amino acids. The record is from RefSeq and is a predicted model, not a curated record. Gene Ontology annotation, biological process: endosome organization; aggrephagy; mitophagy. The transcript has 3 exons. Gene Ontology annotation, molecular function: zinc ion binding; protein kinase C binding; K63-linked polyubiquitin modification-dependent protein binding. NCBI's taxonomy places the organism in Eukaryota, Fungi, Basidiomycota, Tremellomycetes, Trichosporonales, Trichosporonaceae. Gene Ontology annotation, cellular component: amphisome; aggresome.